AUGGCGUACGAUGCAAGCGAGAUCAUUAUUGAUCCCGCCCUCCAACAAAGUGACUACGACACGGAAGACACUGAAGACCUGAAGUCUGAGUACAACAUGUCCGACAGACUGACCAUCGAUGUCGACUGUCCCUCCUUGGGCUCCAGUGAGUGUCCAUCGAUGGCCUCGAGCUUCUCUCCCAUGGAUUCACCAACUCCAACGCCGAUCUCCUUGUACAGUCAAGGGUCUCUUACCUCUCCAGGCUGGCCUGAAGGAUCUGGCUUCUCUGGCCAUGGGAUGGAGGCAUCGAGGACCUCGACGCCUCUGAAGAGCAGCUUCAGAAUGGCAGACAUCACUGGUGACGGAAUGGCAAUGCAUUACGGGAACAUGGAAGGCAAUGACCGAGUGCCUCUCUUUGACUACGUUCCUGGCUAUACAGACAGCGCGGAGCAGUUCUGGAUUCCCACGGACAUGCCAAAGAGCUAUGAUCACGGCAAUAGCUUCGCUUACCAGCCUCCGAUGGCACAAUACCCUCAAAUGGUUCGAAACUGCUAUCGCAAUGGCCAGAAUGCCUACCUUCCCGAAUCAAUCUCCAACCCCUGCUUGUCUCGCCCCAUCUUCCAACAGCAGGAGCGCCUCCAAACCUCCAUGUCCAUGAGCAAUAUGUCGCAGUGGAUGCCGUCGGCUGAAGUCAUCUCGCCUCAGACGAUCGCCCCGGCCCAGGCGUUCCCAGAUGCGCCCAUGACACCACCGUCGUCAUUUUCAGGAUUCCCCGGAUCAGCCAGCACACUGAGAACCCAUACUCCCGCUACUCCAGCUCGGUCGAGUCCCCUGGGGACACCUGGAACGGAGACACCGAUGACCCGAGUGUCUGGGAACAGUGAUCACAACGACGAGGACUUUAUGCUGUCCCCGGGGGCGCAAGAAAGCCUGGAGAACAGACCCCAGCGCCAGGCUUCAAAGAAGACGACGAAGAAGCAAACCUCCAAGCAGAGCCUCAAACUCGAGAACCUUCCCUCCAUCAUCAAGCAAGUCCAGUUCCGCUGCAAAGAGCCGGGUUGCAAAGGACGAUUCAAGAGACAAGAACACCUGAAGCGACAUAUGAAGAGCCACUCGAAGGAAAAGCCACAUGUUUGCUGGGUCCCUGGUUGCCACCGAGCCUUUUCCCGGAGCGACAACCUCAAUGCACACUACACGAAGACGCACAGCAAGAGAGGUGGUCGCAAUCGCUACGUGGCGACGCUGGAUGAAACCAGCCCAGACUAUGAUCCAGACUUCCGUGGCCAGCUGACCCCCGAUGGUCGGCCCAUCUACGGGUCAACACUGGAUGAUCCCAUCCCUACUGAAAACAAGGACGGGAACGCGGAGUCUUAG
Rasamsonia emersonii CBS 393.64 is the source of this 1353-nucleotide messenger RNA. RefSeq names its product C2H2 type conidiation transcription factor BrlA. The record is from RefSeq and is a predicted model, not a curated record. Gene Ontology annotation, molecular function: DNA-binding transcription factor activity, RNA polymerase II-specific; RNA polymerase II cis-regulatory region sequence-specific DNA binding. Gene Ontology annotation, cellular component: nucleus. Lineage: Eukaryota; Fungi; Ascomycota; Eurotiomycetes; Eurotiales; Trichocomaceae. The transcript has 2 exons. The coding region runs from base 1 to 1353 and encodes 450 amino acids. Gene Ontology annotation, biological process: regulation of transcription by RNA polymerase II.